AUGGUAUCCAUGACAGGGAUGGAAGCUCCAACAAAGCAGGCUGUGCUUGCCCUCUACAAGUCCCUUUUGAGGGAAGGUCGUCGUUUCUCAGCCUACAAUUACAGGAAGUAUGCUUGGAGGAAAGUGAGGGAUGAGUUUCGGGUCAACAAGGACUUGACAGACCCAAAUGCAAUUAGGAAUAGAUAUGCGCUUGGAGUGAAAAAUCUGGAGAUCCUCAGGAGGCAGGACCAAGUGUACGAAGGAAAUACUUAA
This is a messenger RNA of Darwinula stevensoni, 252 nucleotides long. The record is from the annotation of a GenBank genome assembly. NCBI's taxonomy places the organism in Eukaryota, Metazoa, Arthropoda, Ostracoda, Podocopida, Darwinulidae.